Molecule: messenger RNA, 1778 nt
Organism: Mobula hypostoma (lesser devil ray)
Lineage: Eukaryota; Metazoa; Chordata; Chondrichthyes; Myliobatiformes; Myliobatidae
Gene: sdr16c5b
Product: short chain dehydrogenase/reductase family 16C, member 5b
Exons: 6
Coding region: 210-1217 (335 amino acids)
Cellular component (GO): lipid droplet
Molecular function (GO): oxidoreductase activity, acting on the CH-OH group of donors, NAD or NADP as acceptor
Source: RefSeq, a predicted model, not a curated record
ACAAGCAAGAACUGUAAUCGCAGGUUCCAGAAACAGAAGCGCAACAAGCAGUGGCUUGCAAAACCGGAAAUGCAUUUGAAGCGCAUAUAAUUGCUAAGUGCUUACCUGUUUUGGUCAAAGGUCGCUUGUUUUCUAACAACAAGCCCGGUCAGGGUAUUCGGUGUGGAGAAGUCAGGACUGAAUUAAUUGUGUGUCUACGACUGAGCAGAAUGAACAUCUUCUUGGAGACCCUCUGUACGCUAGUGCUCUGGCUGUAUUUCAGUCUAGAAGCUCUGGUGAAGCUUGUCUUGCCGGCACGGAAGAAGAAUGUGAGCGGGGAGAUUGUGCUGAUCACGGGCGCGGGCAGCGGUAUCGGACGCCUUGUGGCCCUCCAGUUCGCCCGGCUGCAAACUGUGCUCGUCCUCUGGGACAUCGACGCGGAGGGCAACCAGGAAACGGCGCGGUUGGCCCGAGAGCAAGGCGCCUCCAGGGUCCAUACCUAUCUGUGUGACUGCAGCAAGAGGACAUCCGUGUACGAUGUAGCUGCCAAGGUCGGGAAAAUGCAUCCCCUCCGAGAACCAAGAAUGAACAGUUGUCUUGUUUCCCGGAGUGUGUUUUUUUUUUGUGCAUUGGUAGAGAAGGUGAAGCGGGAAGUUGGGGAUGUUAGUAUUCUGAUAAACAAUGCAGGCAUUGUUACUGGAAGGAAAUUCCUUGAUUCACCAGAUGACUUAUUGGAAAAAACCGUGGCAGUGAAUACACUUGCACACUUUUGGACCUACAAAGCAUUCCUGCCUGCAAUGAUUGCCAGUAACCAUGGCCAUCUGGUUAGCAUUGCCAGUUCAGCAGGCUACUUUCCAGUAAAUGGAUUGGCAGAUUAUUGUUCAAGCAAGAUGGCAGCAAUUGGUUUUGCUGAAUCUAUUGCACUAGAAUUGCUUGCUUCAGAAAAAAAUGGAAUCAAAACGACCAUUGUUUGUCCAUACUUCGUAAACACUGGCAUGUUUGAUGGAUGUAAAACCAAGUGGCCAAAUUUUAUUCCUAUUUUGAAUCAACACUAUGUUGCCAAGAGGAUUACAGAUGCUAUUUUACAGGAACAAGUAUACCUUGUGAUGCCACGGAGCCUGGUUUUCAUGCUUGCUAUUAAGAACCUUCUUCCAAUGAAAGUUGGAACUCUUUUUGGACGGUACUUUGGCAUUUUUGAAAUGGUGGAUGAUUUUAAGGGACGCGUUAAGAAAGAUUGAUGUGAUCGUCAGCAGUAAGCUAAAAGUAACUGCUUUAUGUUUGGAAGGAAAUUGUGCAGUAAAAUAUCAUUGCAAUAUAUUGAUGUUAUUUUACCAUGCUAUAAUUGCACCAACUUAAAAUAUUAAUUGCAAUUCAAAAUCAAUGUUUACAGAUAAUUUCAAGUUUGUGGGAAAACAAUAAUCUUAUUACAGAAUAUUAGGCAAUGAAGUCUCAUUUUAUAAGUAAAUCUUAAUAAAGUAACACAUUGAGAAAAUCUGUAACUUGGCUGUAUUUUUGUAGCCUUUUGUGCUUUGUUAAGCUGAGGAAAUAGUUUCAUUUUAACAAUGAUAACAGUUUAAAAUCAGAAAACUGGAAUAUAAGCACAAAAUAAUAAAAUGUUAAAUGAAUGAGAAAUUCAGAUGGAGUUACUUGUUAAUUACUAUGCAGAGGAAGGGAAUUUGAGAUUGAACUCCCUUUCCUUCAAAAGGCAUGACGUUCUAUUGUAUAAAACUAUUUUGCCCCAGUAGUUAAAAUGGCUGGCCAAAAAAACAUGUAUUUUGAAUAAAAAUUUGUGAAUGUAA